Molecule: messenger RNA, 1238 nt
Organism: Centropristis striata (black sea bass)
Lineage: Eukaryota; Metazoa; Chordata; Actinopteri; Perciformes; Serranidae
Product: leucine-rich repeat-containing protein 19-like
Exons: 7
Coding region: 39-1088 (349 amino acids)
Biological process (GO): interleukin-8 production; positive regulation of non-canonical NF-kappaB signal transduction
Cellular component (GO): plasma membrane
Molecular function (GO): protein binding; signaling receptor activity
Source: RefSeq, a predicted model, not a curated record
UUACCCAGAAUGCUUUCUGUUUUAUUUAGGGCAGAAUAAUGGAGGGGUGCCGGCAACCUCUCCUCCUGCUGUGGCUGACAGCAGUGGCAGCAAUGAAUAUACUAGGACAUAAUGCUGAGUCUGUGGAAGAAGCCACACUGCAGGUUAUGAACUUGACAAACCAGCUUCUGAAAGCUAUUCCUUAUAGCAGCAACAGUUCCUCUGUUACCAAACUGGAUAUUGGAGGGAACGUGAUUACUCUGGAUAAGGACGACAGACUGGCCCUGGCUAGUUAUACCAGACUGGUAGAACUCCACCUGGAUGGUAACAUGGUAACCAGUAUACCAGCAAAGUACUUCUCUGUGGUCCCAAACCUCAGAGUGCUGUCUCUGUCCGGGAACAAAAUCAGCAGCCUGGACCCAGAGUCUUUCUCUGGCCUAGAUGUCCUGACUGAGCUGGACCUGUCCCACAACCUGCUGACAAGUCUCCCUACAGAGCUAUUCACACAGCUGAAUAAUCUAAAGGUGCUGAACCUGCAGGAAAACCCCUGGAACUGUUCCUGUUCACUGCUGAGCACCAUUGGAGAGGUCAAAGCAGCCGGAGUUAUAAUCGGUGGGGAACAAGCCACCUGUGCUUCUCCAGAAAAGCAGGCUGGACAUGAUCUCCUGCAGGCUACAGCUGUGUGUCACCCAUCACCACCACCACCCAUCCCUACUACACACCCACCAAAACCACCAACACCAGUCAGCUCUCAACAGUCUCGGGGCUCAUCCAAAAUGCCGAAGACCACGCGGACAUCAAGCCCGAAACACAUCAAGAAAGACCAGACACCAGUGUUGGGCAACUCAUGGAAGUUCACAGCAUGUGUUGUAGCCUUGGCAAUAAGCAUAUCUAUGCUAAUCGUAUGUGGCAUAAAGGGGCCCUCCUGGUACAAGCUCUUCCAUGACUACCGUCAUCGGCGACUGCGCCAAGAGGAGGAGGAGGGGGAUGUUGUGUCAACAGUCUUCUCAGAGAGAUAUCAGACAUUCACCUUCAAGCAAGAGAAUGGGCAGACGGAGGAGGAGGAGGAUGGGUAUUUUGAGGAUCCAUACAUCAAAAGCGAAGAGUGACAUGCAGAGGAGUAGAACCAUGAAUGUGACCAGACGAGGCAGCAAUCAUCAUAGAAGGGAAAUCUGUAACUUGUGUAUUCUAAAAACUUAUGAUACCAAAAAAAUCUUACAAGACCAUAGUUGGAUAACCUAACUGCUAAAUAAAGCCAU